Messenger RNA from Callorhinchus milii (elephant shark), 2501 nucleotides. RefSeq names its product mitochondrial nicotinamide adenine dinucleotide transporter SLC25A51. NCBI's taxonomy places the organism in Eukaryota, Metazoa, Chordata, Chondrichthyes, Chimaeriformes, Callorhinchidae. The coding region runs from base 457 to 1326 and encodes 289 amino acids. The transcript is spliced from 3 exons. The record is from RefSeq and is a predicted model, not a curated record.
GAGCGAUGGGCAGCGGACGUUGGCUCGGGAAGGGGGAGGGGUCGGGUAACGGUCGCGGCGCGAGGCGCGGUGGGAGUGAGGAGAGCGGCGGCACCGGGCCAGGCCGGGCCGGGCCUCACACAGCGACAGCGGGCAGCCAGGCCUCAGCCAGGCCCCGGCCGGCAGUGUCCCUCCCUCCUUCCCCCCUGCCGAGUGAGUGAGGGAGGGAGUGAGAGAGAGAGUCCGGGGGCGACAACAGCACCAGGUCAGCUGUCGGCGAACCUCCCUCCGCACAGGCACCGAGACCGAGAGAGACUGAGGGGGUGAGGGACAGAGACAGAGAGGGUAAUCUGGACAGAUUGGAAGAACCGUCCCAUUCACUGCAGGUCUGGAAGGAUGAUGUGGCUUACUGAGAACAGCUUUUAUGGUACCAAAGGAUAAAUCUGCACUGAAUUGAAAGGAUAAGGAAGCCAGAGUAUGUCAAAGGACGUUGUCCUCUCCAGGUCGAAAGACGAAUCGACGCAUACUUCCAGGAUGGAAUAUGGCAAACAUUAUUUUUGUGGCUACUUUGCAGCUUUCACUAACAUUGCCAUCACUUUUCCCAUCCAUAAAGUAUUGUUUCGUCAGCAACUCCACGGUGUAACGAUGGCAGAUGCCAUACGACAGUUGCAGCAAGAUGGUAUGCGCAAUUUGUACCGAGGGAUUCUGCCCCCACUACUGCAGAAGACUACAACCUUAGCUUUAAUGUUUGGUCUGUAUCAAGACGUCUCCAGUUUCCUGAAGAGAAAGACUACUGCGCCUGAGCUGGUGACUCGCAGCGUAGCUGCAGUUUUAGCAGGGACUGCUGAGGCAGUCAUGACACCAUUUGAGCGAGUACAGACCAUACUGCAAGACCACAGACAUCAUGACAAGUUCACAAAUACCUUCCAAACAUUCAAAGCUUUGAGAUCCUAUGGUUUCAAGGAAUAUUAUAGAGGCCUUGUACCAAUACUCCUUCGCAAUGGACCCAGCAAUGCCUUCUUCUUUGGUUUACGUGGACCCAUCAAAGAAUUUCUACCAGAAACCACUUCAUAUAGUGCUAAUAUGCUCAAUGACUUCAUUUGUGGGGGAUUGCUGGGGGCACUGCUUGGAGUAAUAUUUUUUCCUAUUAAUGUAGUGAAGGCACGGAUGCAGUCACAGGUUGGAGGAGAAUUUCAGACUUUCUCGAGUGUCUUCAGGAAAAUUUGGUUUGAGAGAGAUGGCAAAUUGUCGCUCCUUCUGCGGGGUGUGCACCUUAACUAUCACCGGUCAAUUUUAUCAUGGGGCAUAAUUAAUGCAACCUACGAGCUUCUGCUUAAAUUGAUUUGAAGGAAUAUUGUAAUUUCACUAUUUGGAACACUUGUUUUGCUCAAUCCUUCUUGUCUUAAACCAAAAGAGCAUCAAUUGUUGUGCAAAAGUUCUUUGCCAUUUACUAAUUCUAUCAGUUGAAUAUACUUUGCAGCAACUUUAUUUAUACCGGGGGUGGUGGGGGGAGGAGAGGCAACUGACUUGAAUUAAAGGAGACAAGGGUAUUCGUUCGAAAAGUACUUUGGAACAAGUUUGGGACCAUUCUGGAGAUGCAAUGCUUUUUCAUAUUGUACGGUAGUUGGUGGGGGGGGAGAGGAGAGAUAUAUUCACAGACCACAUGGCGAGUGAUAUAUUUUCAAAAUGAUUAAUGUGAAAACUCCAUCAAAUCUACCUCAGCGGAUGUUUAGAUCACUUCUUGAUCACGAGAAAUUCAUGAUGCUACAUUUUAUAAAUUUCCCAUAUAACGUUACAAGCUCGUUCCCAUUUUCGGUGCAAAAUCCCACGAUGAUCUAAAGCUGUGCCCAUGCAAUCCUAAAGAUGUUUUUUUUUAAAGAAACUCGUAAUUUUUUCAAACUUUAAAAAUCGGAUGUUGGUUAUUGAUUAGUCCAGCGCCUUGUGACGUCCUCCCGACGUGAAAGGCGCUGCAUAAAUGCAAUUUGUCUGUUGGUCUGUUUUAUUCCUAUAUUGUUAAACUGUUGCUGUCUUAAUCUACUUGUUCUACAGAAUUGAAUGCCAAUAAAUGUUUGGUGCAUUUAAUGUAGCGGUGAACAUUUUGAUCAGAUUUUAAUAUGCCUUGUAUCAUGUGCCCAAUACAGGCAGUAAGGCUUCAUGAUAUUGAAUAUAUUCCAUCAAUAUGUUGUAUAUGUAACAGCUCAGUGGUGUGCAGUGUGUCUUGACAACUUUACCAUUCACAGUCCAGAAUUCUUUAUCAAUGCAUUUUUCAAUGUUAAUACUUUAUUAAAUUUACUAUCUUCACUCACUUUUGUUAUAAAGACAGUAUUUUGAAAUGGUGUGAAACGUUGGUGCCCAAAAUGCCCAAGUACUUUACUUGAGCCAGACUGGCAGUAUGUAAAAGUGCUGCAGGGCUGAUUAUUAGUUUUAAUUCCUUAUAAAUGUCUAGUUUGAUCUUGAGUAUGUAUAAUCACAUUUUUGAAAAUUUUCCUGGCUGAGAAUAAAACUGAAAUGAAUUGUGCUCA